CAGGUUAUGAGUUGAAAGAGGAGCACAAGAAGUAAUCCACAGCCACCGCCCAGCUACAACCAACCACAGCCGCGAUAAGGAUCUGGUCCCCCACGCUACUCUGACGACACCUCCAGCAGCACGUGCGACGACACCCGCCGAUCUAUCUUAGGUUUACGUCCAUUGCCCCGUCCUGAAUCCUGGACCUUCUCUUUUCACGCGUCCUCUGCUCCACCACGCAGCCCACCGCAACCCGCAGCUGUCUACGUCUAUAUAUCCACCUGCAUCCUCGCAACUAUAUCCCCUUUCCCACAUCCAGUUACAGAGCCUACGCCACCUUUCACUUCCGCUCACCACCAAGGACAUUCUUCAUGACCUCUCCCAUCCCCAUCAAUCCCGACGCUACCGCGGCCCGCCAGGCCUCUCCGCCAGGCCUCUCGACUACUACCCCGGGAUCUUCCGCUUCAUCCAUCUCCCCGCAUACACCCUUCUUCCCACCCCCAGGCCUUGCCGCAUCCGCCACACCCACCCAGCCCAGUUCACUUUUCAAAUGGGCUGCUUCUUUCGGAAGAUCACCUCCCAAGCCUCCGAUGAUGGGUGUGGAUGGUAGCCAGAAAAAGGCGGGAACUGAAGGAGCCGAGCAUGAGAACGUCCCUUUCGAGUUCGGGGACUUUAGGGACACCAGCGCUCAGUCAUGGGCAAAUGGAAGAAGAGCAAUGUCUGUUAGCGCUCCAUAUGGCGGUCCCGGUCAGAGUGGAAUCACAGAAUUGUUGAAAAGCAAUGGGUCGUACUCGCCUACCGAGCCAAAGGGCGUUAUGGCCGAUAAGGUGGCAAGAGGCCAAGGUGUUCUCAGAAGAUUGAGCAUGGGCGGGUACAAGGGUAUCAUCUCUCCACCUCCUCAAAACUCUACUCUUCCGCCAUCACCUUCGCAGCCUGCGACUUUGCCACCUCCCGCCCCUCCCGCACCCACUCCUGUUGGCUCUCAAGGCGCUGCCGAGAUCAACAAGGCUGCAGCCCUCGGCGCCAACACACGUGUCCGGGGCAGGAGAUACUCUGAGACUGCAGGAACAAGGAAAAGGGGUGUUUCUCCUAUGGGUGAGCGUCUCUUGAGGGAACAAGGUCACUUUUAAGGCUCUGGCUAUCAUCUUAUAUGGUGGAUUGAUUAACCAAGGAAAAAACCAUCAAAGUUGUAUAUCAAGGUUCAGAUAGUUGUCACCCACUGCAAAGCAUAGAAAAUACCAAAAAAGAAAUGACGUUGUAGCAAGUGCUCGAGGUUACCGGAUGACCAAAGUGGGGUUGAACAGAGUUGUGGCGACGAAUGAACUUGGCUAGUAACGAGGCUUGAUCAUUAUUUCCGAUCUUCUCAGUGUUAUUUGUAGUAUUAUACGACGGCUUCUUACAUUGAAAGUCUUUUCCACACUUAUGUAUAGUAGUUUACUCGUAAUAACGCAGCAGGACUGGUACCCAAACCUUAUGAAGAAUGUUCCACUUGGC
Messenger RNA from Cryptococcus deneoformans JEC21, 1473 nucleotides. RefSeq lists its product as hypothetical. The transcript has 4 exons. The record is from RefSeq and is a predicted model, not a curated record. The coding region runs from base 351 to 1109 and encodes 252 amino acids. Lineage: Eukaryota; Fungi; Basidiomycota; Tremellomycetes; Tremellales; Cryptococcaceae.